[Torrubiella] hemipterigena is the source of this 2866-nucleotide messenger RNA. The record is from the annotation of a GenBank genome assembly. Lineage: Eukaryota; Fungi; Ascomycota; Sordariomycetes; Hypocreales; Clavicipitaceae.
GGUUAGCACCCUUUCAGCUUGGGUGCGUGCCGUCAUUUCGGGGUUUGGCCCGAUGACCUAAAAUUGGCCACGUUGGUUUGUCUGUGACCUCCUCUGUUGAACGCCGUCUCCCCCGCGAUGCUAGCUUACUGUCACUGGGCUGAGGCUGCGUCGAAGCACGCCGGGUUUACAUGGGGAGCGUCGUAUUGCACGACAAUCAUGAAUCAGGGCUGUUCAUAGAGGUUACCGGCGGUUUGGUGGUUGUAUCGAUAGAUGGGGCCUCUUGUUUGUUGACGCUACGUAGGCUCUUUGCUUUUUGUAUCCCGUAGUUCGAGAACGAAGCCCUAGUGCAACGUGAAAAUUGUGUAGUGUCCUUGGUAAACUGCGAUGCUGCAAGGGUAUAUACCAUGCUCUGAGCCAGCCUUUUAGGGACGGGAAGUCUGCUGUCAGGCCGUGAUCAAUAUCCCCUACUACGCUGUAACAUUCUGUCGCUUUACCUGUCGCAGUGUUCGGGCCGCUACGGUUAGAAGCCGAGAAGCAGAAAAAACGUAUAGAGGAACACACAGAUAAGGGAGAGCUCCAAAAAAAAUACCACGGUCACCCUACGCCAGAGACAAGUAGCAACUCCCACAGCGUGUCUCCAUUCACGAUAAAAUAUCCGACACAAAAUCUCUUGCUGCUCCUUCAAAUCGUCGUUGGAAAACGAAUAUAUCGGCGCUUAGCUUCCACACGUCUCGGAAUUUCGUCAUCGGCGUCUACUCCGCGCCCUGUUCUGUUUAUAGCUGGUUGUUGAGCCAGCUUACCAGUGGGUGGUCGUCUGUUGCGGUGCCGGUGGUCAGCUGCCCACGAUCACACCGCCAAAUCAACAUUCCCCAGUCACUCUCCAAUUUUCUUGCUAUAUCACCACAGAAGGCCUUUGCCGAAUCUAUUCUUCCCUUCAAUUUUAUUGAAUCUCGAAUCGUCUAAUCGGAAUCGCGAACUGGAAAAUACACCGGUACCUUCACAAAAUCAACUACGCCCAAGGGAUACGAGAGACGUACAGUGUGCCUCGAGCUGAGAAACGAACGCCCUGACGCCUUUUCCUAAUUCGGCACAACACCAUUACACCGACCUAUUGAAUUUAGCCCCCCAAGUCGAUUCGAAUUGUCUCUCUUUGCUUUUUCCUACUUGAAAGACUUGCGGUGCUUGCACGAUGGAACACUCGGCUGCGGCUCGCCCUAACAUGACUUAUACUCCCACCGCUGCUGGCAACAGCCCGUGGAAUAACCCAAGAAACAGUUACAUGCCAACAUCGGACCCCAAGGAGCGGCCACGCAACGAUAUGUUUGCGCAGGCAAGCUUGAAUUAUUUAGGAAACUCCUUCAAUGCUCGGCCUGACCACGCAAACUACGCUGCACAGCCGAUGCCUGUUUCAGGCGGCUCGUCGAUGGCUCCAUUCGGAUCAUACCAGAGCUCGAACAACUCCUGGGAAUAUCACGAACGUUACUCUCCCACUGAUUCUGUUGACGACAUCAUGGCAUCUCCUGAUCUGUCUGAAUACUCCUUGGAAGCCGGAAUGGACCCUGCCUUUGCUGGACGCCGGCCAAAGCCCAAUCCCAGGAAUCGUUCACAGAGACGUCCGUCUAACCGCGAUGAAUUUGAUGGACCACACCAGUUUCUCCAGCGACCUCCAGCCGACGUGAUUGCCAUGCAAGAGAGAGAGUUGCCUCAUCUUCCAACCAACCUGCAUGUCCAGGAACAAGAUGUUGUUCUUAGCCAGGUUAACGAUCGCCUUUCGCAGUGUGCGUUUGACUUUGUCGCCAAGUAUCAGUUUCCAAUCCCACUUUCGCAAAACAUGCGACCUGUGGAACGCCCACAGGACCGUGAAUGGACAGAAUGGGUUUACCUUCUUAAGCGACUGGCUACCAAACGACGCAUCCCGGCCCGCGUUCUCUACAAUGGCCAGAUUAAGCAGUUUGUUACUGUACUUGAGAAUUCGCUGGAAAUGAGGCACGCAUCCAAGCACCAAAGCCGCCCUCUGAAGGAUGAUCGUAAUAUUUUGCAAUUGAUCUCUGCUGGCAUCCAGGUAGCCAAGAUUCUCAAGGAUGCAUCUGCAAUGGAUUACCUGGACAAGCUCUACAUCUCUACCGAGAAGCAGAUCCAUGAGCGCACUUCUACCCGGUUCCGCUAAGGAAUCACCUCUUACCAAAUCAUACCAAACCAGACCUAUGACCACGUUUACAGGCAUCGCACUGUUCAGCACCCCAGUUAGCAGGACGCUUAGCUACCGGGUGACAGAUAUAUCACGAACCAGCACCUUGUUCUUCUUUCUUUUUGUUUACAUUUCAUUGCAUGAUGAAAUCUACCGAUUUAUAACACCACAGCGUGCAGCAUCAGUCUGCCGCUGAUUCGCAUUGUUGCAUACUACGGCGCUAUCCAUUUUUCACGGCCACGCGCUACUGGUUUCCUACCAGUAGUCCAAUUUCCAUUACUUUACAGCAUAAAGAGCUCACCAGUUAUACGAAGUUUCAUGAGAAUCGAUAUUUGCAUGAUUCCAGAUCUGUUUUAGAUCUAUGAACACAAUAGCGGCUUCGGGGAACCACAACGGAAGAUGACUUCCUAGCCAGGCCCUAUUCAUGAUGACUACUAUAUUGUUAUUUUUACGCGUUUGAAUCCAACAUUUGGCAGCAGUCUAAGGAUCAGCUAGCAUUCGCAAGCUUUUGUCAGAUUUCUUUGCAUCAACCAAUUAUAUGCCAACAGGCAUCAUAGACACACACAGACAGAUAUUUUAUAAGCCUCCCAGAAGUUUUAAUUAAAAAAACGAUUUCUGUAAACCAUUUUUCUUUUACAAGCGAUUUUAUUGCAUGUGUGACAAGUAAAAAAAGAACAAAAAUAGGCAGAAUUGAAU